AUGACACCGAGUGAUCAAAUGCUGCCGCCAAUUGUCAUUACUCUAGACAGUUCGUCGCCAGAACUCGGUGCACCGUCAACGUCUCCGAUGCCGACGCCGGUCAAGACACGAAUCCUGUAUUGUCGAAAAUGCGAAGGUCAUGGCGAGAAAGUGAUCCUGAAGAAUCAUGCACCAAGCUGCCCGUACAUACUCUGCGUAUGUAAAUCGCUAGGGUUCUCGUUGGAUACGUGA
This is a messenger RNA of Cooperia oncophora, 231 nucleotides long. NCBI's taxonomy places the organism in Eukaryota, Metazoa, Nematoda, Chromadorea, Rhabditida, Trichostrongylidae. The record is from the annotation of a GenBank genome assembly.